This is a messenger RNA of Saccostrea cuccullata (small rock oyster), 1092 nucleotides long. RefSeq lists its product as uncharacterized. The transcript is spliced from 2 exons. NCBI's taxonomy places the organism in Eukaryota, Metazoa, Mollusca, Bivalvia, Ostreida, Ostreidae. The record is from RefSeq and is a predicted model, not a curated record. Gene Ontology annotation, molecular function: 2-oxoglutarate-dependent dioxygenase activity. Bases 34 to 1023 code for a protein of 329 amino acids.
GAUACAUGCAUUAAUCCUCAGAAAUUUGUGGACAUGUCGAAGGAGGAGUAUUUUAAUCUUCCGAUAUUGAACUUCGAUGAGGCCUUAAAGGACCCAGCAGAAGGAGGCAACGAAGUCGUCAGUGCUCUAGAGAGUGUUGGAUUCCUAGGGAUUGUUAAUAUUCCAAAUUUUGAGGUGGGGAAAUUGAAACACUGCUGCGAAUGGUUUUUCAAUCGACCCUGGGAAAUCAAAAAGGCUCUUUUAAAAAGGUCGUUUAACAAAGAAAAUAGCAAUGUGUAUCGCGGAUACUUCCCGGUGGUGGAGAAUUUACCGAGCAGGAAGGAGGGGUUUGAGAUAGCUGCUGACGUGUCGCCAGACGACACUGACGUCAUCAGCGGAAACUGGUUUUACGAAAAGUCUAUAUGGCCGCCAGAAAAUGGAGACUUUGAAUUUAAGGCAACGAUGAUAAACAUGUAUUGGGUUUUGCAUCAGGUUGCCAUGGAUAUUCUUAAGCUUGCAUCUAACGGAUUGGGAUUUAAAGAAAAUGUAUUUGAAUAUCUGUUUAAGGACAAACCAUGUACAACUUUUCGGUUGCAACAUUAUCCCCCGUGGAACGGUAAACCACCUGAGAAUGCUAUCAUAGAGGACGGAAAGGUUGUAACCACACCCGUACAUACAGACUCGUGUUUCUUAACUCUUUUGGCAACAUUCCAUUUUCCUGGACUUGAGGUUAUGACCCCGGAAAGAAAAUGGCUGCCUGUUCGUCCAAUCCCUAAUGGCCUAGUUAUGAAUGUGGGUGACCUUUUAAGUAAAAUGGUUGGAGGUCGUUUCAUUGCAACACAACACAGAGUCCUUGACAUUGGUGUUGAUAGAUUCUCCGUACCGUUUUUCUUAGAGCCUCGAUUUGAUGCCGAUAUCAACGUUAAUAUUGUAACCCAAUCUAAAGAAGGAAAACCAAACUCCAUUUUGAAGUACGGUCCUUGGGUCUUGAAACAAAUGGAAGAUAAAGGAUUCUUUGAAUUCAAAGACCUUCCAAAGUUUUAAUCUAUUAAUGCCGAAUAUAUCAUUUUCAAUAAUAAAAGUUAAUCCCUUCUUGUAAAAUUAAUUAAAUUU